CCGUCAUCCAACAUCUCGCCGUCCGUUUCUCCUCCAGUUGCGGACCAAGGGUUUCCCAUCCCAGCGCUUUCUCGAACUCCUACCCACCCCGCCGGCUUUCGACUUAACCCACAGACCACGCCCUUCACUCUUUCGCUGGUCUUUUCUUCACUAUCUGGUGCUGCUCGAUAUUUCACUUCAGUGCUGUGUCGGCUCAUUGGAAUGUGUGACUUUUAAGACGGUCGUGGAACGUCCUGCUCGCCCGCUUGAGCGCACCUCGACCGGCGUUUCCCCCCAUCUCCUCGUCUUCAUACUAGUCUGAAUCUGCUGUGAUCUGCUGCUGUGUUGAAGAUCUUCGAUUCAGGUCUCCCUUUCGCGAGGCUCGGGCUGCCCAGGCUUAGGCCAACCUCCUCUUCCUUCACCCUGCACUCCGUCCUCGAUGUCUGAUCGCGCCUCCUCGGCAUCAUUUCGAGCAGGACCUCCAUCACCAUCAUCUCCCGCCGCAGGGGCUCUCAAGCAAAACCAGUUACCAGCUCCCUUAUCCGAUCGAAUUCCACAGACUCCGACAUCACCUCCGUUGAUGUCGGUAAGCGCUCAGAACUAUGCCACCAACUUUGUAUCCUCGCAAGCAUCACCUAACCAGGCGACCUCUCAAUCCGCAACCCUCUCAUCACCCCCGUCCUCUGCUCCGAUGUCCACCCAAGCCUCGCAACAACCGACGGUAGGUACGGCGAAUUCGUUUCCGACGCCGGCCAGCAGCGUGAGCGGGCACUUCCCGGGUGCGACUUCCUUCGAUGAUCCUGAAAAUACAGAUAAGCCAAUGGGCUCGACAGUUCCAGACACAGGUGCGCAAACAGCGAACAUGAAUGCCGCGGCCAUACAGCAGGCAGAACACAGACGGACAGAUCAUGACCGGCAUACAGAAGGUAUAAAAAUGGAAGUUGGAGUCCGCGAUUUUGCUGCGAACCACGGAGGCGACGCUAUGGAUAUCGAUAGUGAGGCGCCGGCUUCAUCCAGUCGCAGUGAGCCAAGCUUGGAAUCCUUGCAGAAGAACUUUUCGUCUGCCUUUCAUGUUUGCAAAAGCUCCCAUAUUGCGACUGGACCGGAUCCAUCGCUAGAUCUCAUCUCACUGUACGGAUUAGGUCCAGUGGCAAAGUCUGUUGCUCGGAUGGAUCCUGUGACAGGCGAGAAGAUCAACAGGCUCAGGAAAUCCUAUGAAGGAAAGCUGAAGGGCUUGGGACUCGCAGGCAGGAACAAGCCAGUGAAGACCGAGCCUGGUGCGCCCGGAAGCCUCAGGCACAUGACCAUGUGGCCAGAGGAAGAAUGGCAAAAUCAAAAAGUGUUCGGGAAGGAGAUCAAGGUAGCGGACAUGGACUCUGCGCUGCACAGCUUGCAGAUGAGGGCCAUGAAGAUGGAGCCGGGCACGGUACCGAACAAUGAGUAUUGGGAAGACGUGCUGGGGCACGAGAAGCCAUCUAAGCACGCCGGUGGCGACGCCAGCAAAAAGGGUGUCGCACCCCCUCCCAACGGAGUCCGGAUUCCCCAACCGAAUGGAACCCCAGCGCCUGUUUCAGACCAAGAGCGAUCCCGACCCAGCAGGGGACGUAAACGGCAUUACGACGACAACAGCUUUGUUGGUUACGGCGAAGGUUACGCAGACGAUGAUGACGAUGGGGCAUUUUAUUCAAACAGUGAAGGCAUGGGGAAGAAAAAACGGAAGAAGGACCACGUUUCGAAGAUAUCUACCCCUCUACCUGACCGAGGUGGAAGUUACGGGGUUGGUAUGUUUGGGAUCGGGGCCAGGUAAACGAACGGGACGGAAACUUGAUGGGAUGAAAAGCUUUGUGGCUUGUUCGUUUCUUUUCUCUGCCUUCUUGGCUUUGCUUCAUGCAUAGGGUCCUUGUUCUGAAGGCGAGGGCUAGACUCUGUUGGAUCUGUAUCUGGCAUUGCCAAAUGCUGGACAGAUUCGGUUGACCUAUAGUCAUGUCCUCGCCAUAUCUGUUAAUUCUCCGUACAAAUUUUGCAUCACGGUGCUGGAUAUACCCGGCUUUCACAAUGGGACGGCGUUGGAGGAGCUAUGAUUUGUUGCGGCACGGUUUUUGCCUGUUUCUUUGCUUGCACUCUUUUCUGUCUUUGUGCUCCCAGACAGACUGGGAGCUGGAGUUGUAAUGACAAUUUUUUUAUUCGCUGUGUUUCCUGCUGGCUAUCUCGACAGACUCCGAUGCCGUCUUUUGAGCUUUUCUUCUCUCUUGUGCCAGAUGGACAUCGCCCGCCACUGGAAGAGCAUGUAUUUCUUUUUUUGAGUCUGUUGAUGUGCGGCGGAUUGCUUGGGCGUGACAGUACAGAAUUCUAGCUUAGCAUCGACGAUGCUUGUGUGAUACAAUACUAGAUGGAUAGGAAUGACAUCUACGUUAAACGUGGGUAGUUCAGUUCCCAUUGUGGAUACUAAAUAAGAGCUGGAGGC
Molecule: messenger RNA, 2443 nt
Organism: Aspergillus welwitschiae
Lineage: Eukaryota; Fungi; Ascomycota; Eurotiomycetes; Eurotiales; Aspergillaceae
Exons: 3
Coding region: 419-1786 (455 amino acids)
Biological process (GO): regulation of transcription by RNA polymerase II
Cellular component (GO): mediator complex
Molecular function (GO): transcription coregulator activity
Source: RefSeq, a predicted model, not a curated record